AUGUUCUUUAACAAAAACACUGCAGCUUUUUUCAUCUUGUUUACCUUUUUGGUAACAUAUGUAGCAAGCGAACCACUUCAAUUGCCACCAAAAACAAAAAAUAAGAAACGCACCCCAGGAUGCUUUAAUGAAUCCACUUGUGCGGCAAGAGGAGGUGCAACAUGUUUCCCACCGGCAGGCACAAAUCCGUGCAUGUAUGAUAGCAAUACACCUUCUCCCUGUGGAAAACUUGUCAGAUGUGCUUCAAACAGCAAAGGUAACAGUCCUUACAGUAACCCGGAUUGCGGUAGCUUGAUUGCUCGUCAAGGUACAAAAGUUUGUCCCAGUGCAAGUGCGCCUGAUUCUAGCUGGUACGGUUGCUUUAGCACGAACACAAUAGCAGGCCAACAAAAUAUUGGAGCACAAAUUAUGAAACCGUUGAAGAAUGCAGCCCAUAGCGUGAACACAGGAGCUAAAAAGGUGAUGAAUAAUGUAAAAGGAGUGGUGCAAAAGGGAAAAGACGAGAUACACUAUCGUACCUCGGCAACUCAACAACAAGCGCAGAAACAUAGUGAAAAAUGGAAUCCAAGAAUCGAUCGACUGGCGAACAAAGCCGAUGAUCACUUUUAUAAAGGUGAUCUUCAUUUAGCAACUGCUCGUAGUUAUGUCGAUCAAGGUGGAGUAGUUAAGAAAACUGCUCAAGAGCAAAAAGCGAAUGAAGCUCAAUAUAAAAAGCAUUAUGCUAAAUCUCAAGUGAGCUAUGCAAAGGCAAUUGGAGUAGGUCAUACAGCUAUUGCUGCCAAGAAAGUAAGAGAUACAACCUUUCGUAUACCCGGUUUACGCGGUCAUAGAUAG
This is a messenger RNA of Meira miltonrushii, 834 nucleotides long. RefSeq lists its product as uncharacterized. NCBI's taxonomy places the organism in Eukaryota, Fungi, Basidiomycota, Exobasidiomycetes, Exobasidiales, Brachybasidiaceae. The coding region runs from base 1 to 834 and encodes 277 amino acids. The record is from RefSeq and is a predicted model, not a curated record. The transcript has 4 exons.